UCAAAACGUCACGUGACGUUUCUGCAGGAACAUUCUUCCUGCAACAUGAAAAGCUCCAUCGAACAGGAGAAACUGCUCACAUCGGGCAGUGAAGGUCGUCGUUCGACGCCUAGCAAGCUCUCUACACUGAGAAAGUUUCUGUUCGGUGUGGGAGGUGCAGCGUCGAUGAUGGCAGGAACAGUUCUCGGGUUCUAUCUUCAGAUAUUUCUUUUGGAAACAGCACAAUUGUCUCCAGGUUAUGCAUCUAUAGUCGUCUUUGUUGGUAAGUUAUGGGAUGCAAUUACUGACCCUCUGGUCGGAUUUUGGUCAAGCAAAACAAACACAAGAAUGGGAAGAAUGAGACCAUGGCUACUGGUUUCCUCAGUGCCGAUGGUCGCUGCAUACAUCGCAGUCUGGUUUGUGCCGCCAGGAAAUCAGGCAACCAAGACGGUCUACUAUGUGCUUGUGUACUGUAGCUAUCAGACGUUUAUGUCGGGUUUUCACGUUCCCUACACCGCUCUCACAGUGUACCUAAGUACCGACAGCAAAGAACGAGACUCUGCCACUGCUUUCAGAAUGGUGUCUGAAGCAAUGAGAACUCUUAUUGGGGCGGUUACCCAGGGUGUAUGCAUAUCUAUUAUUGUUGACAAAUCGUCAGAAUGCAUAGAUUAUAAAGACGAGCCUAAUGCAUAUUUAUCACAAGAGAAAACAGCAUACUUCACCAGUGCCUGCAUUAUUGGUAUUCUCAUGCUGAUAUCUGCACUAUCGCCUUUCUUUGGUGUCAGAGAAGUCAAAGAUGCUGCAGUUACACACGAACCCCUUGGAUUCUUCAAGAGCCUUUGUUACACCUUCAAGCAGCGUCCGUUUGUCUAUUUGAUGUUGAUGUACUUGUGUGCUUGGUUGAUGGUCUCGCUUGUACAAACCAACCUGGCUCUAUAUGUUCACUAUGUGUUGGACAUGGAAAGCGAAUUUCAGUAUGGUAUUAUACUUUUGCUGGUUGUGGUAGUGCUCUCAAUCCCUCUAUGGCAGCUUUCUAUUCUCCGAUUAGGCAAAAAGGCCUCGUUCGUCAUUGGAAUAACGUGUACGCUUCCAGGACUGUUUCUCUUGUUGUAUAUCACCAAAGAAUACAAAGACUUAUUAUGGGUAACAGCCAUCAUAAGUGGAGUUGGAACCGGCUCUGCCUUUUUGGUUCCUUGGUCGAUGUUGCCUGAUGCAAUCGAUGAGGCUGCGGCAAGAGACGGGAGUCGUUGUUCUAUGCAUUCUUUGUGUUUUGGCAGAAGUUCUCGAGUGGUAUUGCAUUGGGAUUGUCGACUCUGGCUCUACAAAUAUUCGGCAAAUACGAAACAGGAAAGUGUAUGCAACCGUGGACAGUUGCUCUCACACUUGGACUCUUAAUAUCAUCUGGCCCAAUUUUGCUGAUAAUUCUGAGCUACUACUUCACCUGGAAGUAUCCAAUAACAGAGCAAAAGCGUUUCGAAAUCAAGCAACUCCUCGAGAGUAGAAGAAACGCCAAAGCAAUAAAAUCGAAUCAGACGAGCACAAACAGAACGUCCAAUUCGAAGACACAAUAUAAACACGAGUCACACGUGUGUGAGACAGUAAUGGGCAAAGAAGAUACCGAGACAUCGAGAGAGACAUAAUGACCAACGUCGACGGCAACCAAAAUCACACACACAUGUACACCACAAGUUAUAACAUUUUGGUACUAAUCGACUGUACAAUAAGAUAAAUUUGAAUCAAUUGUGAUUGAUUGUGUAUUCAUUAUUGACUAAUUUGGAAGGUCAGAUGCCAUUGUGCAAGUUGUACGAAUACGGCAUCAUGCAAAAUUCACGAUUCUGUCUUC
Molecule: messenger RNA, 1822 nt
Organism: Corticium candelabrum
Lineage: Eukaryota; Metazoa; Porifera; Homoscleromorpha; Homosclerophorida; Plakinidae
Product: sodium-dependent lysophosphatidylcholine symporter 1-B-like
Exons: 14
Coding region: 46-1374 (442 amino acids)
Biological process (GO): carbohydrate transport
Cellular component (GO): plasma membrane
Molecular function (GO): symporter activity
Source: RefSeq, a predicted model, not a curated record